UACAAUAUUACAUUCCUUUCUAAAUCGCGAUAUGCUUAUCUUUCGUAUUUUCCGAGAGUACCGUAGUCCUCGGAGCAUCGGCAACAUUUUACUUGUAUUGCGGAUGUGAACAAGUUCUCUCUUCUCGCAAAAUUUAGUUGAAGAAUGUCCUAUUCGACAAUUUGCUAUUCGCUCGCUGAUGUUGCGAAAUGUAACGGCAAAAACGGAGCGAAAACCUGGAUCGUCAUCCAUGAUAACAUUUACGAUGUAACGGAAUAUAUGCAAGAGCAUCCUGGUGGUUCAGAAUUAAUCGACGAAUACGCAGGAAAAGACGCGACUAGUGGAUUUGAUGAAUCCGGACAUUCUUCAGAUGCGACAAAGAUGCUCAAAAAGUAUUUGGUCGGUGAACUUAAAGAUGAAGAUAAAAAAGUUAACAGAAUGAAGAAGCGCGCUGCUAACGGAAUAAAAAUGAAAGGAGUGGAUAAGCAAAAACGAAGGCCUUUCUUAAGAUUGUUCUGCGGCAAAUGUACAUAUUAAAGGACGCGUUGUAAAUAUCAAUUGCUAAAAUUAUUUUAAAUAUAUAAUUGUAUUUAUCACAUGUUAUUUAUGUUACAUUCGCUAUCUAAAUACAGCAUCGUUUAUGACGUGUAUAUUGUCCUACUGAUAAGAAUCAUCAAAAUUAAAAACCGUCUUAUCGCUUGUACGUGA
Trachymyrmex septentrionalis is the source of this 687-nucleotide messenger RNA. RefSeq names its product cytochrome b5-like. The transcript has 4 exons. Gene Ontology annotation, molecular function: heme binding. NCBI's taxonomy places the organism in Eukaryota, Metazoa, Arthropoda, Insecta, Hymenoptera, Formicidae. Gene Ontology annotation, cellular component: membrane; intracellular membrane-bounded organelle. Bases 145 to 516 code for a protein of 123 amino acids. The record is from RefSeq and is a predicted model, not a curated record.